UAAUAUAACGUAUAUUUCCCACUUUUUUUCCCCCUCCCAAAGAGGUGGUGGAGGAAACAACGCUGGAACCCGUUGUCCAGGAUGCCGUGGACGGGCGCAGGAACGUCCUCGAGCAACGUUUUGUGACCGAAUCCUCGACCGAUAACCUCGCGCCAACCAGUCAGCUGUCCCAGGAUUAUUCCCAGGUUAUCCCCCAGCCUGGUGUGGACGUCCAUCUUCUAUUCGCAGAGGAGACAUUGAGCAUGGUCACCAAGAUGAAUUGAAGAAUCUGCGAUUCAUGGUGCUUCAAGACGAGCUGUAUCGGAGCUGACUUGUUUUCCUGCCACUCGGGUCGAACCCCGAACUCAAGGAUGCCGUGGGUGAGGAGACAAAUUAUCCACCACCACUGAAACCCACCCCUUGACCGCCUUAAAACGAAUACUGCCAGCCGCGUAAGAUCAUCGAUAUCGAAACGAAGCGUCGCAACCGAUCACCAGGACGAAGCACCAAACCUACCCCAUGGAUCUAACCGAGGCAUUCGCCCCGGGAGGGGGUGGAGAGGAGCUGCCAAAGACCGAUUUCUUCGACUUCGUCGUCUCUCCACCUCCCCACUGCGCCUCCGCAGAUGGCGUGUCGGACGAAGAAAGCUUCCUCCAUCGCACCACCUGCCGAAGCAUCGGCUACCUUCAACAAGGUCACGAGGAACACGAGACCAGCCGGGAACUCCAUGGCUCCCCAUUCAUCAAAGAAACCAACAACAACACACUGACAGCUUUACCACCUGUCUCAACUAUCACCAGCUCCCUCAGCCACCAUCAUCACCACCACCACGUGAGGACGCAUCACAGCGCUUGCAACGUUCAACAGAGCAACGAGCAGACACCGAUGGACCAAUCCGACUGCGACUAUUGGGGCACGGACGAGAGCAAAGAGCAAACCUGUAACAUACUCCUGGAAGAUCUGAACAAAUACUGUUGGUCGGCUCACGCGAACGCGCAGAGCCACGGAAACGACAACGUGAACGUUCACCAGGGUUCGAACGAGCAUCACCAAGGGGUGGGUCGAGGAUGCUCGGCCAACGACAGACAGAACACCGACGGCGCGAUAUACACUCUCACCGUGUUGAACAACGAGGCCAACUCGAUGGAUGCCUUGGACUGUUGCAAGAGUCCUGCGCCCACGUCCAGCGACUCCUGGUCGCUCAGACCUAACCUAGAUCUGGACGCUAUACUGAGCAUGGAACCAGCUUCCACCGAGCAGGAACACGACCAAUCGAAUACCGUGACAGAGGUUUCGCGGACGGUGAACGACAGGUUUCACCCGGACCGUUUCUCCGUUGCAUCGUCGCAGUACGCCACCGACGACAGCGGCUUCGUCGAGAGCAAGGAGCUCUGCGGCCGAGGGGCGUCCAGCGGCGGCAAUUGUGCCGGGGGCGACAACAACAACGAUUGGAAGCUUUCCGACCAAAAUCUACAGGAGGCUGCAGCCGCUGCCGCGGCAGCUGUCGCGGUCGGCGCCGGCGACUCUGCCGAGAGCCUUCUCAGGAGCGCUCUCCAAGGCAAACUGUACACCGGCCCGACCCAAGUGGUGUCAUCCUCGUCGCCGACCACUCAAGGCUCCGCUAUAUCGAUGCCCGUCACGAGCAACGCCGGCUUGCAGAUAGUCUCUGACCAACAGCAGCAGCAGCAGCAGCAGCAACAGCAGCAACAGCAACAGCAGCAGCAACCUCAGACGCAACAAGACGAAUCCAUGCAUACAUGUACCGAUGAGGAUUUGUUACUCUCCCAACUGGACCAAACGACCUAUCGUCCUGGAGAUUACGAGAAGCUAAAGAGCAUAGCCAACGAGGUAGUGGAGUCUUACUGCAGCCUGGAACCGGUUUGCAACGUGUCUGCAACGACCACGGUUAUGUACACGUUGGACCCGACCAGUGGUAGCCUCGGCACGAUCACGCUGCCCGCGGAUCUGGGUCAAGUGAGCACGGUUACGGUGGUGACAGCGGCUCAGCAGGAGGUUCUCCAGCAACAGGCCGCCCCUCGAACGGAGGUUGAGCAGCAACAGUCCACCAACCAGCUUCAAAUAACUCCCUCGAGAGUCGUCACGACGAAAGCCCCGAAAAAGUACUGUCGACGCACCAACAGGAAUAGCAACAACGCGAACGCGGCCAGCAAUGGAAGCAGCGGUUCUGAAACAGGUGGGAAUACGAGUGGGCAGCAACAGGGUGGCUCGGGCGGCUCGCCGGGCAGCGUUCAACGGAAGGAGCGCUCGUUGCAUUAUUGCAGUAUCUGUAGCAAAGGUUUCAAGGACAAGUACAGCGUGAACGUUCACAUCAGAACGCACACAGGCGAGAAACCGUUCGCCUGCUCCCUGUGCGGCAAGAGUUUCCGGCAGAAGGCCCAUUUGGCGAAGCACUAUCAGACCCACGUGACGCAGAAGCCCAGUGUUCAGCAACAAGCGAGCGGCAGUGGCGCCAGUAACAACGGGAACAGCGGAAAUCCAAGCCCAUCUGGCGAGACGAGCGGCACGACAACGGGCACCGUGACGAACAGGAGUCAGUCGCACCAGGUGUCGGUCGAUCCCGCGGGGAACGCCUGUAAUCCACCUAGUUAGUCGCGUUGGAUGGGCCAAACAAUCUACUUCCGGUUCCCAACGUCCAAUUGGAUUGCAGUUAAUCCUUGCUACUCCAUUUAUUCUAAUUCCCGGUGGCACGGUGCGGAAAGUGGAUCGGCGAUUUUGCACGUGAUGGUGAUGGUCAACGAAAGGAUACACCGUGCGAGUCUUCCUUUUUUUUUCUUUUUUUUUUUCCCCCUACUCUCUCCUUUAUCACUCUCUAUAUAUAUCUAUUUCUGUUCUCUGUUCUCGCUUAUAUCUCUCCGUUCUUCUUCUUCUUCUUCUUCUUCUUCUGUUCUAAUAAUUUCCGUCCAUCGAUCAGAAUCUUCGUUCGGUUCGAGAAUUCGGGAUGAUUUGACGACGACUGAAGAAGGAUCCCGGCAAAGAGCUAACCAUGACUAACGUCGAGCAUCAUGAGAUCGAUUAAAGUAUCGAUUAGUAUUAA
Apis florea (little honeybee) is the source of this 3034-nucleotide messenger RNA. RefSeq lists its product as uncharacterized. Gene Ontology annotation, biological process: negative regulation of transcription by RNA polymerase II; regulation of cytokine production; regulation of immune system process. The record is from RefSeq and is a predicted model, not a curated record. Gene Ontology annotation, molecular function: DNA-binding transcription repressor activity, RNA polymerase II-specific; RNA polymerase II cis-regulatory region sequence-specific DNA binding. Gene Ontology annotation, cellular component: nucleoplasm. NCBI's taxonomy places the organism in Eukaryota, Metazoa, Arthropoda, Insecta, Hymenoptera, Apidae.